UGUAUUCCUUGUCGACUAGUAGUUGGGCUAGAGUUCUUUCUACGUUGUUGGUGUGCUGUUUACGUCAAAAGGUCAAGUCCGGACAUUCUGAAACAAAAUUAACCGAAGAUGCUGUCGAUCAUGAGUCAAAAACCAACUACUUCGCAAAAACAGUUAGAGGAGAAUGGACGUAACUUAAUAAUAAAAGAUAUAUUAUCAGGUUUAGGCGUUGAUUUAAACUAUAGAGAUUCACAUGGGAAAGCCCCUUUACACCAAUAUGGAGAGACAAACAACUUAAUUAUGGGAGCACUUUUGUUAAAAGGGGGAGCAGAUGUUAAUAUCAAAACAAAAGGGUAUGAUCGAGGAAAAACUCCUUUACAUAUAAGCGUUGAAAGCAAUCACGUAGAAUUUGUUAAACUUCUGGUGGGAUGUAAAGCAAAUGUCAAUGCACAAGAUGCUAAAGAUCAGAAAACACCUUUACAUAGUAGUGCUGAAAAAGGAAACAAAGACAUUUUUGAUAUUUUGUUGGCUGCAGGCGCAGAUGUAAAUCUGGCAGACAGGAGAGGUAUGACAGCUUUACAUGUAAAUAUUGAAGAUGGACAAGAACCUUGGAUACACACGGAUAUUUUAUUACUUUCUCCUAACGUACCAGACAGAUCAGAGAGAGAAGGUAAGCUAGUUGAUAGUCUGCUCGAUGCAGGUGCUAAUGUAAACCUGGCUGACAAGGAAGGUAGGACAGCUUUACAUAUUGCUGCUGAUCAAGAUUAUGUGAAAAUCGUCAAGCUGCUUUUAGAUAGAGGCGCGGAUAUUAAUAGAAAAGACGUUAACGGAUGUACACCGUUACACUAUUGCGCACAAAAUAGGAAAAGUGAUAUGAUCGUUUUUUUACUUGAAGCUGGAGCUUCAGAAAACAUCAGAGACAACGAAGACCAAACAGCUUUACACUACGCUGUCCGAUUCAUGAGUAAUGAAUCAGUUAAAACACUGGUAACGUGCAAUGAUAUUCUUGACAUAACAGACGUAAAUGGACAAACAGCUUUACACUACAGCGUACAGAAAAACUACAGAAAUAGCGUCUUGACAGAAACUCUGUUGAAAGCAAGGGUUAAAGUAAAUAUCAGAGACAAAGAAGGUAAAACGGCUUUACAUUAUGCGGCCAUGUUUGGAUAUAAACAAACAGUUCAAACACUGCUGAAAUAUACAGAUGGUCUUGACAUAGGAGACAACUUUAACCAAACAGCUUUACACUACAGCGCCAAAAGUGGUGAAACAGAAAUCAUGGAGAUGUUACUGGAAGCCGGAGCUGGUGUUGACGUCAAGGAUCAGUACGGGAAAACCCCGUUGCACUACAUAAAUAAUUCUUACGCAUCUGAGGUCAUUAAAGUGCUCAUCCAACAUGGUGCUAACCUUGACAUUGUUGACUUUUUCGGUCAGACAGCCUUGGACGUGGCUGCUCAAGAAAAUCACUAUCAUGCCGUUGAAGUUCUAAAACAGAACGGCGUUAAAUCUUCAAAAGAAAACCAAGAGGAAAUAAAUACUGUGUUGGACUGUUCAAUAUUUCAAGAGGUAAAAUCAACGAUUGAUACAACACCAAUAGAUUGGCCCAAAACGACUCAAUGUGCAAAUGUUGAUUUUAGCCAAAGUUCCGAUGACACAACAAGCACAACAACAGCUGGUACAUCAUUUGCAAGUGGAAAUACUACCCCAAGUACUUACACUGCACCAUCUAUGGAAACAACACCAACAGCUUCUAUCACUGAUCCAGAUGCAAGUGAUGAUACUACCCCAAGUACUUAUACUGCACCAUCAAUUGAUACAGAAGCAUCAGCUUCUUCAACUACUACAGAAGCAAGUGAUGAGACUACCCCAAAUUCUCAUACUGCACCAUCUAUAGAUAAGAUACUGACAGUUGGUACCACUACUAUACCAGUAGAUACUGUUGCUACUACCACAAAUCCGGAUAUUACAAUACUAGCAACCCGUACUACAACUACAGAUACAUCCACCAACACAGCUAAACAAUUUGAAAAUUUCACGAAGUCGACUGGUGAAAAUGAAAGCUACCAAAAUCACAACUUAUCACAGACAAAACAGCAAAUGAUAAAUGGGAAUAAUCAGACACUCCUGGAUAAUCGUAUGAAGAUAUUGGACCAAUCGGAUACUUUUCAUGAUCAUUCAGCUGGACUUGGUCUAGAAAAUGCACAUAAACAGGAUACGAUGGAUAUUCAGGAAACGACUGGCGUCCUUGGUGCCACCAAAAACAAGGAGAAAAGAAAUAAGAAUUAUCCAAAACAAAACACUAUGGGUAAAACACCGAUAGAUUGGGGCACAACGACUCCAUGUGUAAAUGUUGAUGUUAGCCCAAGCACUGAGGACACAACAACCACACCAACAGGUUAUAUCACAACAAUAGAUGUUACAACCCCAAUUAUGGAUACAGCAUCAGCUACCAAUGUAACAUCAACAGCUUGUACCACAGCAGCUGAUGAAUCUGAUGAUACUACCACAAGUACCGAUACUAUUCCAGCGACAGUCACAACCACUAUAGCCUACACCACGUCUACACCAGCUACAAGUACAAACUCCACAAAGCAAAUUACCAGCUACACAACUACAUCAACAAACGUUAUCAAAACUACACAGCUUAAACACCCACGUAAGUCAACACAUAACAUGUAUAAAAGCCACCAAAAGUAUAACAUAACACACCCAUCUCUAGAAACGUUGGUGGAGAAUGGUCAGACAUGCUUGGGAAAAAAUAUGGAGGCGUUAGACGACUCAGUCAGUGGUCAAAAUAUUUUAGCUCAACUAGGUCGAACAAAUGAUAAACAAGACAUGAUGGUCAAACAAGAAAAGACUAGACUCGGAAGCAUCGUCAAAAACAAAACGUUCAUACGAAAUAACGAUAAAAGAAAGAAAAUCUUUGACAAAUUGGUAAGACACAAUUCUAGUGACCAUAUUGAAAAUCCUACAAAGAGUAUGAGAAACAGUUCGUCGGUUAGGAAGCCUAAAAAGGGCGAAAGUAACCUGUUAAGAAGUGGUUCAGCUGAUUCUUUAGAAAGUAGUACGAAAUAUUUUAGAAAACGGAUCCGAACCAGCAUAGAUGAUAUGAGGCAUCAAAGUUAUAUGAGUGCCAACGAUUACAGAAAAAAAUGUUUCUGGAAAUAUAAACCAUACCAUAGGAAGAGAAUGAAAAAUACAAAUCUAAAAUCUACGGGCCUUGAUUUAAACCAUUCUACAAAGCCAAACACGUUAGAAUGGAGCGACAUGGGCUAUCAUAACGAAACAAAACGAAAAACACAAAUGCUAAGAGAGAAUGAAGUUUCCCUUCCAGUAAAAACUGUAUUAAAUACAGUUCAGUGGGCGCUGAGUACUAAAAUGACAAGAAAUUGUGGAAAUACAGUAAACACGAUAGUAAAUGUGAAUCUAAAUUACACUGCAAAUAUAAUUCGGGACUGCAGCGAGGUGAAUAUUGAGAACGUGAAGUACUUAACCAUAGACGGCAAAUUUGGUGGCCAAGAUGGGUAACAGAUGAACAUCUUCAUUGGACAAAAUUGGUGGGGAAGACGGGGGAAAAUCUUGAUUGGACAAAAUUGGAGCAGCGUUUGAAAGGGCACUCGAGUGUUUAAAUCAGAUUUAGAUUAAGUUGUAUUAUAGUUGUUUUAAUUUUUUUAAUCGGUGUAAGCUGUUAUAACGUAAACUAUUUUCGCUUUAAUAAAAGUAAAAUAGAAAUUAAAACUCAUGCAUCAAUACUUUUAACACCCUACAUUCAAAGCCAAUUUCUUUUUUGUCAGAGGUUUUUAUUUAUAUAGAAAUUGUUUUCUAUUGACUCACAUUUCAAUCUAGAUAUAGAUUAUAUGCUAAAAGUCGAACAUAGACUAGAUUUCAACAAUCAUUAUCAACAAUAAUUGUACCUUGGGACUUCUAAUUGUCUUUAUUUAUAUUCUAAAGCAAAUAAACAAAAUUGAACCCUCUCUUUCUCUCUCUUUCUCUCUCUCUCUCUCUCUCUCUCUCUCUUGCUGUCAUGUACCACGAAAUAGAGUAAAAGCCUAGAGAAGUGAGAUGGUAACAUAGAACAGAUGCGUUACAAGAAGAUGCCUUUGGAGAAAUUACAUCAGUAUCAGGUUGUUUGGAGGGUUCGGCGUCUUCAUGUCAAUAAGCUCAUGGUUUCUAAACCGAAAAGUCCUGAGUUAAAACCCUUGGGCAUAUGAAGUUCCACAGCUGGGACAGCAACUUCUAUGGGAGACAACUCCGAAUUCAAACUGCGGCUUUGUAGUUUAUUCUUGGUUUCAAGGAAUUAUCUUCUGGUCUCUCGACUGCAUUUUCACUCGUAUAUAUAAAAUAUACAAAAAGUAUUGUAGUGCAAAAAAAAAUCGAGAUUUUCGCAAAUCUCGACGUUUUACACCUCCUUGAGUCGGAAAAACAUAGUUUUGCAAUCUUGUCUGUAUUUCUGUGUAUUUGUGUGUGUAUUUGUGUGUGUCUGUGUGUGUGUGUAAACACGAUAACUUGAGUAGGCCUACCUUUAUAGCUAAGUUGAUGAAAUUUCAAAUAUAAGUAUUAUAUCAAAUUUUUAGAUCCUUAUCAACUUAUGAGCGAUUUCUGAUAAACUAAAGUGGAACUUCUGUCAAAUUAUGGGUAAUUUCCGUUGACCAGAAGUAGUAAUUUACGCUACUUCCGAUUUCUCAAAAAGGCAUGUGAAUUUAUAAAGUACUAAUAAUAUUCCGCACUAUUUUACACAUUUUAUUUGGCGAUCACUUGGUGUGCGAUUCUUUUUUCUACGAGAUUCUAUUCUAUUUUUAAAAGUUUAAGUAAUUAAAAAUGUAUUUAAAAUAUUGUUGUUAUCCCCCGUAGUGUUUUAUUAGAAUAUUAGAGAAUGUUUAGGAGAGAUCACUCCCGGUUUAUUACUUUUAAUUUACAAAUGUGAAAAGUUCACAAAUAGAUAAGACACACAGUAGUUUACACACUCGCGCAUAUUUUCUUUAAAAAAAAGACUUUACAUAAGUAUACCCACAACUUCAACACAGUCUUGACCAACACAUUUACACAAAACUGAUACAAAGUCUCGCUACGCACAUUUAUACAGACAACUGGUUUACACUACUUGCAACACACAUUUACACACAAUUUAUACAUAGUCUCGCUACACACAUUUAUACACAAAACUGCCACACACCCCUCUAGACCCACAUAGCAUAGCUGUAAGAUGUUGUGUGCUUACCGAAUAAAAAAUAGGGAAACGCAACAAUGCUAUCAUCGAUUCUUAUAAGUAGUCUAAGAAAGACGUGUUGUAGAUAAGAAAUAUACAGAAAAAUUAUGUUGUGUGUCCUUCUAAGGUCUGGUUUUCCUGUGUGUGCCUACAUUCUAGACUAUACACUGUUCUUGUAGGGAUACGUCACAAAGAUAAAUACUUUGAUUGCAUGUAAGUCAUUUAUGUGAACAUUAUUAUAUUUUAUGCUAAAAUAUGCUUUCAAUAAAUCAUACAUUAUACAAUGGGCACAUACAGAGCUAAAACCUUUCUGUGUCAAUA
This is a messenger RNA of Physella acuta, 5506 nucleotides long. RefSeq names its product ankyrin repeat domain-containing protein 50. Gene Ontology annotation, molecular function: protein binding. The record is from RefSeq and is a predicted model, not a curated record. NCBI's taxonomy places the organism in Eukaryota, Metazoa, Mollusca, Gastropoda, Physidae.